Entamoeba dispar SAW760 is the source of this 1164-nucleotide messenger RNA. RefSeq lists its product as uncharacterized. The record is from RefSeq and is a predicted model, not a curated record. Lineage: Eukaryota; Evosea; Mastigamoebida; Endamoebidae. The transcript has a single exon. Bases 1 to 1164 code for a protein of 387 amino acids.
AUGUCUUUAAGAGAACAUAUUCAUUAUCUAUCAAUGAAUGAAGUUGAAAUAGAAGUUAAAAAAAUUACAAGAAAUAAUAAUAAACAAGUUAAAGAAAAACAUAUUAGAUAUUUAUAUGACCAGUUAAAUAAGCAAUUUUUAAUAGACUAUAAAGAUGCACAAGAAGCAUUAAUUAAAAGGUUUCAGCAGAAAUUCACAAGAAAACAAUAUUCUCAUUUUCUUUAUUUUAUUUUUAGAUGUAUUGGAACACCAGUAAAACUUAAAUGUUUUGAAAUAUUUUUAAAUUAUGAACAUCCAUUUGAGUUAAAACAUACCCAAAUAGAACAAGACCAGUGUAGUGGUGUUAAUCAACUUGUUGCUAUUUUUCUUGAUUUAGAAGUACUUAUACAACAACAAAAUCAUCAAUCUAUUAUGACAGUUGAACUUGGACCCAAAGAACUUGUAUGUUCAUUUUCUAAACUUUGGGCAGUUCAUUAUGCUGAUAAUUUAUUAAUAUUUUUAAAUACAGCAACAUCAUUUAAUUUUGAUGUAACUGAUUAUUAUGAAUCUCAGUGUAUUAUAGAUCUUCUUGUAUUAUUAAUGAAGUCAAUUACAAUAUCAUAUGUUCGUUGUUUAGAAAUAUCAUACACAUUCUUUAUAAGUUUCUUUCUUAUUCCUGACAAUGAAAUUUAUAAAAAGUAUUUAUAUUUUAUUGAAAAAUUAAUUACAAUAACACCUAAAAUAUCCCAAUUCUUUAAUAAUACUAUAAUAAAUCAAUAUUUUACUGAUCUUCCUCAAAUUCAUUCUUUACCUCUUGAACAAUUGUUUGAAUGGGUAAAACGUAGAUUUGAUUAUGGGCUAUAUAUUAGUGGAGAAAUUAAAACUCCAAUAAAAAAUGUUACAAUGGAAGAUUAUUAUAAAUCUAUUGAACCUCUUUCUUUUCAAAUUAAUGAAGAAAUUAAUUUCUUAAAACCUUUUACUUUAUUACCUACAUCUAGAGUAUCGAGUGAAAUAACAACUCCAAAAAAAGGUUUCUUUGGUUCAAGAAGUAAUAGUAGAACUCGUGAAAAUAGUAGUUUAUCAUCUUCUCCUCAACAUUCUUCUCCAUUGAAAGUAUUAAAAAAAGAAAGAAAAGGAUUAAUGCAAACAUCAAGUAUAAAAGAGUCUUCUAGUUUUAAUUAUUGA